This is a messenger RNA of Rotaria sp. Silwood2, 687 nucleotides long. Lineage: Eukaryota; Metazoa; Rotifera; Eurotatoria; Philodinida; Philodinidae. The record is from the annotation of a GenBank genome assembly.
AUGAACUCAACGGAACCCGAAGAUGGACUCUCUCCAGAUGAGUCAGCUGCCAUCCAUCUGUAUACUUUAGAAUGGGAUGUGCAUGAAAACAGCUUAUACAUGGCGCUGAAUCGAACUCUUCGUCUGGCUGAUCGUACAAAACUUCAGCCGUGGUUUAGAUUUUUGAAGCUGUUUCUUACAGCUUUUUACAAAUUGCCGCGAAGCGAACACACACUUGUUUGGCGUGGUGUACGCGAAGAUCUCAGUAGCCUUUAUCCAAAGGGCAAAGAAUUUGCUUGGUGGGCAUUUAGUUCCUGUACUGCUGCAAUAAGUGUUCUUGAAUCGCCGAAUUAUUUGGGAAAAUCAGGCACAAGAACAAUGUUCUCCAUUCAAACCAACAGUGGAAAAGAAAUUCGUGCCCAUUCAUAUUUUGAGAACGAAGAUGAAAUUCUUCUUCCUCCUGGUAUUUAUCUCAAAGUGAUUGAUAGUUUGAAUCCAGCUGAAGGUCUACAUAUUAUUCAACUUCGUGAGAUUCCACCACCAUAUCAAAUGCUGACUGAACCUUUUGAUCUCACUGAACUGAAUUCAGCUUUACCACAAGCAAAGUCAUCAUCAUCUGCAUCAACAGCAAGUAAAAAGCAAGAAAAUUAUUCAGCAGCAGAUGCUAUACCGAAGCCAUUUAUACAAGCAUCGUCAAAAAACAGUUAG